This is a messenger RNA of Musa acuminata subsp. malaccensis (wild Malaysian banana), 483 nucleotides long. RefSeq names its product egg cell-secreted protein 1.2-like. Lineage: Eukaryota; Viridiplantae; Streptophyta; Magnoliopsida; Zingiberales; Musaceae. Gene Ontology annotation, biological process: double fertilization forming a zygote and endosperm. The record is from RefSeq and is a predicted model, not a curated record.
AUGUCUUCCCUUCAGAAGCUGACCGUGGCACUCAUCGUCGCUUCCCUCGUCGGUUUCGGCGCCGCCGGGGAGCUUCCGCCCCUGGAGGAGGAGUCGGCGGCCGCGGAACAACUCCGCGUUGCCGCCCUCGAGGCACGUCUCAUAGCGGGACUCACCGGAGGCGGCGGCGGGCUGGUCGACUGCUGGAACGCGCUGCUGGAGCUGCGCUCCUGCACCAACGAGAUCGUCCUCUUCUUCAUCAACGGCGAGUCCUACCUGGGCCUCGACUGCUGCCGCGCCAUCCGCGUCAUCACCCGCCACUGCUGGACCUCCAUGCUCACCACCCUCGGCUUCACCACCCAGGAGAGCGACAUCCUCCGCGGCUACUGCGACUUCGAGGCCACCGCCCCUCCCCCCGCCCCUGCGCUCCCGCCGCCUCCCACCACCGCACCCACUGCUUCGAAGGCCGACACGGAACUCGCCGUCGAUGACCCAACGGUCUAA